AUGGGCAACGCGGUGUCUGCGCUGGUGUUUCAACCACCACCUGCUACCUAUGGAUACACGCGUCGCUACUUUUUCAUCGUGACGUCCAUGCACAACCGAAUCCCGGCAUUCUUUAUUCCAUGCGAUAAGGCUGAAUAUACCGUGCUCUUCUCUCAUGGCAAUGCAGAAGAUCUAGGAAUAAUUUACGAUUGGUUUCGUGAAGUAAGCAGGAGACUUCAGGCCAACGUAAUGUCGUAUGACUACUCUGGUUAUGGCAUCAGUGAAGGUGAACCUAGUGAGGAAGCAUGUUUCGCGGAUGUUGAAGCUGCGUUUGCUUACCUCGUCAAUGUGAAGAGGGUCCCACCUGGGAAAAUCAUUUUAUACGGCAGGUCACUUGGUUCUGGUCCAGCAACACAUCUCGCAGCUAAGCAGUCGAACUUGGGACAGCCUGUAGCAGGCGUGGUCCUCCAGAGUCCCGUGCUCUCCAUGUUCCGCGUGGUCUUUAAUUUCCGCUAUACAUUACCGGGCGAUUUAUUCUGCAAUAUAGACAUCAUCGAUCAGGUACAGUCGCCUGUAACGAUUAUCCACGGCACUCGAGAUGAAGUCGUGCCCUUCUGGCACGGCGAAGGGCUGUUUGAAGUGUGCCCUCAGGAGUGGAGGUGCAAACCGUUGUGGGUGACCGAUGCAGGCCACAAUAACAUCGAAGCCUAUCUAAGCACGUUCGGCGAUACUUUCUUUCAGCAUCUCAUUGAAUUUGUCCAGGUGUGCCACGCAACAGCCACAAUUCGAGCUGCAGAGGCUGCCGAGAUGAGGAUAUCAUUGACUGGUAAAAAAACGGUAUGA
Molecule: messenger RNA, 822 nt
Organism: Peronospora farinosa
Lineage: Eukaryota; Oomycota; Peronosporomycetes; Peronosporales; Peronosporaceae
Source: the annotation of a GenBank genome assembly